Molecule: messenger RNA, 2253 nt
Organism: Trichoplusia ni (cabbage looper)
Lineage: Eukaryota; Metazoa; Arthropoda; Insecta; Lepidoptera; Noctuidae
Gene: alka
Product: glycine receptor subunit alpha-4
Exons: 11
Coding region: 310-1725 (471 amino acids)
Biological process (GO): regulation of membrane potential; chemical synaptic transmission; chloride transmembrane transport
Cellular component (GO): membrane; neuron projection; synapse
Molecular function (GO): transmembrane signaling receptor activity; neurotransmitter receptor activity; chloride channel activity
Source: RefSeq, a predicted model, not a curated record
ACACUUCUUCAUCUUCUUCAUUUCGUAAUAAGAUAUCCGAGGAGUCAAGUCAUUGCCACGAACAUUUUUCAUUUAAUUUUGCCGCGUGUAAAUUUAUCCUCAUACUCCCAGGAGGCAUCAUUAUUCGCGAGUGCUUGUUCAUAUAACGUUCAUACGACAGAUCUUAUAUUUAAGGCACUUUUUCAAUAUUAAAUUGUAUGAAAAAAGACUGUGUUUUCCAAAAAAAAUACAAUGGAACUUCAAAGGAUGACAAAUAAACUGUUGACAUUGGAAUGACCUCCAACGAGCUUGCUGUGUGCUCCCUCGAAGAUGAUCCCGUGCACCUGGCCCACGGCACUGUUCUUUUUGAUAUGGCUGUGCAAUGAUGUCGUGUCGAAAAGGAAUCACACGUUAAAGCCACGUGUGGUUCUACCAGAAAACUAUGUGAAAGAAAUGCGUCCACCGGCGCGAAAAGGCCAGCCUGUGAUCGUAGAGUUCAGUAUAUACGUGGUGGACGUCAACUCCAUCAAUGUUGAAGAUAUGGACUUCAGAGUGGACAUGUUCAUUCGUCAAACCUGGAGCGAGAGCCGGCUGCAGCUCCCCGAGGACAUCUUCGAGGAGGGGGACGAUCACGUGACCUUGCCACCCGAGUUCUUUGACAACCUGUGGCACCCUGACCCUUACUUCUUGAACUCGAAGGUCACAGGUGAGCUAGAAAUCGCAGAGCUGACCCACAAGUUUUCAUCAGUGACUUUAUACAGGAACCAGACAGUGAGAUAUUCCGCCCGGAUGCAUGCGAUCAUCGCAUGUCAGAUGGAAUUCCAACUGUACCCGAUGGAUAUACAAUCGUGCCCUAUUUAUAUCGAAAGCUUUUCAUACAGCAACCAAAAGGUACGGUUUCGCUGGAGCGAAGCAGGUGUCACCAUCAACCCUGAGUUAAAACUUCUGCAGUAUCAUAUCGGACAGCCGUUACGGCUUGAAGAAACUAAUGGAUAUAUGAUCGAUAAGGAUGGAAACUACUCAAGACUAGUAGUGUACUUCAGAUUCGAGCGUCAAAUCGGGCACCAUUUGAUCCAAACCUUCGCUCCGUCCUCUUUGGUUGUGAUGCUGUCCUGGUUCAGCUUCUGGCUCGACCUGGACGCGAUCCCGGGACGUGUGACCUUACUAGUCACCUGCAUGUUAACCCUCGUUACCAUGUUCACGGGAUUACGAGCUGAUAUCCCACCUGUUGCAUAUGUUAAGGCUCUGGAUCUAUGGAUGGCUGGUUGUAUGAUGUUCGUGUUCGCCGCUCUCGGAGAGUUCGUCGUAGUGAAGGUGUUGGACAAGCAGUACCAGAUGAACAAGACCAAGGCCCAAGAGUCCAUGCCCAGGAUCAUUCCGGUGAUGUUUCGUUAUCUUUGGCAGCGUUUGAACGGGGAGAAGGGUUCGUGUGGAACCCUGGCCGCGUGGGAGGGUAGUCAGGUGAGAUGCCGGAAGGUGGACCUGACGUCGCCGACGUCACCGCCGGCCGCCACGCCGGCUGUCCACCCCGCACCGUCCGCGACACACACUACAGCGCACCUCGUCGGCGUUGAGCGAAGGCAAAGCAUACUACAGGUUGCCUGGUUGGAUGCCGACACCGGUCAAGAACGCGUCCUCUGGCGGGAGAUUGACAAACUAUCUCGCGUCGUUUUUCCCGCCUUAUUUCUCCUCUUCGUCACAAUGUACUGGCCCGUUCUCCUCCUGAAAACGAAAACGUCUUCAUAACAAUUAGAGGUUUUGAGUUUCGCUGCCUUUGCCUGAAAACCCUUGAUGGUAAAUCAAUGUGUUAUCAGGUUUUUAUUACCUACCAGUUUCGACGGCAAUGCCGAAGUAGGAGAAGAUGAAAUAUUGCUUUCAGUAGAUCAAAAAUUUCAAUUUACGAAGUUCUAUUGCGAGAAAAGGUCUGAGAGAGGGAAAGAUUAUAAAUAUUGAAAUAUUAAUCUUGAACUUUUUUGGACGUAAAAGAAGUUGUUUUUGACGUAUUUGUACUGAUACGUACGCAAUUGUUUCAGACAAUAAUAUUAACGUGUUUUAUGUUAACCUUUUACACUUUCGUUAGCAAACCUUUUUUCUCUCGCCUCUUCCAGUUUCUGUAUACACGAUGUCAAAUGAAAUGUCAUUUUAGGAGCCUACCAAUAUGGUUACCGUUGUGGCCAAGAGCUGCUAUUCUAAGCUGAGUAGCGCAGGUUUGAAAAGAUGGAAUUAGGCCCUCUGGAGAUACCAGUUUUGUUGUAUCUACUUUUAACACAAGUU